This is a messenger RNA of Lathyrus oleraceus (garden pea), 861 nucleotides long. RefSeq lists its product as uncharacterized. The transcript has a single exon. The coding region runs from base 1 to 861 and encodes 286 amino acids. NCBI's taxonomy places the organism in Eukaryota, Viridiplantae, Streptophyta, Magnoliopsida, Fabales, Fabaceae. The record is from RefSeq and is a predicted model, not a curated record.
AUGGCCCAAGACGGGGCACUCGAGAUGAUGGUAGAGUAUUUAGGGGUUGAUCCAGGGGAGGCGAUGGAUGAGUUGGUUAAAACCAUGGGUGCUCAUGCUAGAUUUAUAUACCUGAAGAAUGUAUAUGAGAAUGUGUUCCUUAGUGCACUACAGGCUGAUGGUGAUGAUGAGCAGGUGGCGCUCCACAGAUCGCAUGUAUUGAGAGCAUACCUGCUUUAUUUGGUUGGCACUUCGAUUUUUGUGGACAAGAGUGUCACCUACACAGACGUCGUCUACCUAUGUUACUUCGUGGAUUUCGAGCGGAUCCAUGAGUACAAGUUCGACUUGUCUUGUCUACCUGUAUUUGAAGCCGAGAGAGGAUUGUAUGUGAAAGACGAAGCAGGUCGCAGGCAGCGUGACACUACUGACGGUAAUAAUUAUUGGUCUUUGAAUGUUUCUUUGUCAUUUUCAUUUCAUCUUUGCAAAUCCAUUAUUGAUGAUUUAUGUGUUCCAAACAUUUCAUGUCAGGGUUGGAUCCUCCAACACUUUUCGUGCAUCUCUGGUUGGGCGAGUGUACAUGAUUACACUGAAGAUAUGUUGCGUGCUACUGCUUUUAUCCCACUCAGAGGAAACCAGGCGAUCGAGCCUUACCGGCUCUAUCUUGACUGUUUGGUUGUUAAGGACAUGCACUUCAACAGCUAUGUUAAUCACCGUGAGACGUUGUCAUUUGACGAGAUGAUUUUACACUCUGGAUGGUUGUCAUGCGGAUCACGUCUCAUUGCUCCUCAUAUGCCCGAGCACGACAUACGGCAGUUCGAAUACACUCAUACCAUUCCCAGACACCCUGUUGUCUCUGCUCCUCCUGCCUUGACAUGUAUAUAG